This is a messenger RNA of Panicum virgatum (switchgrass), 1728 nucleotides long. Its product is annotated as glycine-rich cell wall structural protein-like. NCBI's taxonomy places the organism in Eukaryota, Viridiplantae, Streptophyta, Magnoliopsida, Poales, Poaceae. The coding region runs from base 1 to 1728 and encodes 575 amino acids. The transcript has 3 exons. The record is from RefSeq and is a predicted model, not a curated record.
AUGGCGAAGGUUUCUAAUACUUCCGUGGUUCUCCUAAUGAUGCUCAUCGCGGCAUGGAGGACGACGCCGGUGCUGUCCCAUGCGAAGCCGGAGCUGGAUUACGGGCCCGCGCCGACGAAGGAGAUCCCGGCGCCAAGCGUGGCGGUUAGCAAGGGAGGCGCGGUGAGCGGCCACAACCAGGCGGCCGCCGACGCCGCGGUUCUGCUGAGGGCCAAGGAAGAGAUGGCGAAGCGCAUGGUGAAGCACGUCGAGAUCAUCAUCAACAGCGUGAAGCUCGUGGUCCAGCUCAAGGCGGCGCUGCUGAUCAAGUCGGCGGAGUUCAUGACCGCCAUGGCCGGCGAGGUCUCGAUGCACCUCACCCAGGUCGCCCAGGCGCACGCCCAGGCCGCCGCGACCAACUGCGUGGCGGCGCUCAAGCUGCAGCAGGAGAUCCUGCGGAAGGCCUCCGAGAGGUGCAGGGCCGUCUCCCAGGACGUUGCCAUGACGCACAAGGCCAGGCAGGAGGCCCUGAACGGCGUCGCCCACGACCUUGUCAAAGUUGCAGGAGACAUUGCCGCCAGCAUGAGGACCAUGGCUGAGGCUGCCGCCGGGGUGGCCGGUGGGGUAUCGAUCGGCAUCCAUUUCCGUGCUGGCAUCGACGCUCACGCUGGUGCUAAAGCUAAUGCGGCCGCUGCUGCUGGUGCUGGUGCUGGGGCCCAGGUUAGCGGCGGGGCUGGAGGGGAAGCCGUGGCAAGCAAGGGCGCCAGCAUCAGUGCAGGCGGUAGCGGCGAUGCCGGUGCCGUUGCCGGAGUCGGUGGCGAUGCAGUUCUUUCUGGAGGCGCAACCAAGAGCGCCAGCGCAGGAGGAUACACUGGCGGCAGUGCUGAUGCUGGUGCCGGAGUCGGUGGUGAUGCCGCUCUUUCUGGAGGCGCAAAGGUCGGCGGUGGCGUCGGGGGUAAAGCUGAUGCCGGCGUCGGCGCUGGUGUCUCGGGAGGUGCUACAAUUGGUGGCGGUAUCUCCGCGGGUGCUAAGAUCGGUGCUGGAGUAGGAGGCGGCAUUGGUGCGGGUGGUAGAGCUGGUGCUGGUGCUAGAGCGGGUGCGGGCGCGGGCGGUGGCGCUGGCGUUGGCAGCGGCGCUAACAUUGGCGCUGGUGCUGGCAUAUCUGGAGGAGCUAGAGUUAGCGGUGGCAUUCGAGGAACCGUUGGAGGUGGAGCCAAAGUUGCUGGCGGUGCUGGUGCUGGUGCAGGUGGGAUUGUUGGUGGCGGUGCUGGUGCAGGUGGGAGUGUUGGUGGCGGUGCUGGAGGAUACGCCGGCGGAAGUGGUGGCGCCAGUGCUGGUGCUGGAAUUGGCGCGAACGCUGGUGUCAACGCAGGUAUCGGUGCUAAAGUUAGCGCGGGUGGUAGCGGUGGCGCGAGUGCUGGUGCGGCUAUCUCCAAGGGUGCCACCGUCGGUGGCGGCGUUGGAGGAAGCGCUGGCGGGAGUGGCGGUGCUAGUGCCGGUGGUGGUGUCUCUGGAGGCGCCAAAGUUGGCGGCGGUGUCGGAGGAAACACAGGAGGGAGAGGCGGUGCCUACGCUGGAGCAGGCGGCAGCGGCGGCGCCGGCGCCGGCGGCAGCGCGAGUGUUGGUGGGGGUGCGGCAGCUGGUGGUUCAGUCGAUGCUUCUGGUGGAGCAAAGGAUGGCGCGGAGGCUACCAAGUUAGCCGGAGGCGGAGGGGAUUUUGGUUAUGGUUCAUCGGCCAAGGAGCUCUAA